AUGGUGGCCAACCAUAUGAUCCAUCAAAUUUUGGUGAAUAAUGGAAGUUCAGCCGAUGUCCUGUAUUGGCCGGUCUUUAAGCAAAUGGGUAUUGAUCGCGAUAGGAUCAAACCAUUUAGCUCUCCUCUGGUCGGAUUCGCAGGGGAGCAAGUCCAGCCAAUUGGCAUUAUUUCACUCCCUGUAACAGUAGGGACGACACUUAAGCAGAAGACUAUAAUGGUAGAUUUCUUGGUUAUUGACCGACCAGGUGCCUACAAUGCCAUCAUCGGUCGACCUGCUUUGAAUAAGUUGAAGGUCGUGACUUCAACGUACCACUUGAUGAUGAAGUUCCCGACAGAAGAAGGAGUCGGAGAAGUGAAGGGGGAUCAAACUCAAACGAGAAGGUGUUACAAUACGUCUCUCAAGAAGGUCUCGGAUCCGACUCCUAUUGUAAUUGGUACAGUAAGUGGUAAAAGCAGAAAUGAGCCAAAGGGAGAGCCAGUCGAGCCACUGGAAGAUGUGGAAGUUGAUGAAGGAAUUGAUCCUAAAGGCAUUCUCCACCAACUCAAUGUGGAUUCAAGUGUGAAGCCGGUGAAACAAAAGAGAAGAAAGUUCGCUCCUAAACGGAAUAUGGCUAUAGCAGAAGAAGUAGAGAAACUUCUCAAGGCUCAUUUCAUCGAGGAAGUUUAUUAUCCCGAUUGA
Corylus avellana is the source of this 681-nucleotide messenger RNA. RefSeq lists its product as uncharacterized. NCBI's taxonomy places the organism in Eukaryota, Viridiplantae, Streptophyta, Magnoliopsida, Fagales, Betulaceae. The record is from RefSeq and is a predicted model, not a curated record.